Messenger RNA from Pantherophis guttatus, 5634 nucleotides. Its product is annotated as broad substrate specificity ATP-binding cassette transporter ABCG2-like. Gene Ontology annotation, cellular component: membrane. The record is from RefSeq and is a predicted model, not a curated record. Lineage: Eukaryota; Metazoa; Chordata; Lepidosauria; Squamata; Colubridae. Gene Ontology annotation, molecular function: ATP binding; ABC-type transporter activity; ATP hydrolysis activity.
CAAGGGAUUGUCCUCGGUGUGGGUUAUGCCAGGCAGAAAUCAUUUAUUUGCUUAAAACCAAAGGUCGUUACGGAGCAGGUAACACCAUCCACGCAAGCUACCUAGAUGAAUUCCAAAAAGAGUAAAUAUAAUCCAGAAAGAUGUCUCAGAGCCCAGAAGUUGUUGUCCCGAUGGCAGAUUGCAAUACAAAUGGUAUCCAGAAUCAGUCUUGGAGCUCAACAAAAUCCAGUACCGUCACCUUUCGUAACAUCUGCUACAGAGUGAAGACGAAAAGUGGAUUUAUAGGCUGUCGAAAAAUAGUUGAAAAAGAAAUUUUGAAAGAUAUCAAUGGAAUAAUGACACCAGGACUGAAUGCAAUUCUGGGACCAACAGGCAGUGGCAAAUCUUCAUUACUGGAUAUUUUAGCAGCACGGAAAGAUCCCCGUGGCUUAACUGGAGAUGUUUUCAUCAACGGUGCCCCCCAGCCUGCCAAUUUUAAAUGCAUCUCUGGCUAUGUAGUACAGGAUGAUGUUGUGAUGGGGACUUUGACUGUGAGGGAAAACUUCCAGUUCUCUGCUGCACUCAGACUACCAAAAACAGUAAAAACUCAUGAAAAAGAGGAGAGAAUCAACCAGAUCAUCAAGGAGCUGGGAUUGACAAAAGUGGCAGAUUCAAAGGUUGGAACUCAGUUCAUUCGUGGUAUAUCAGGAGGAGAAAGGAAAAGGACCAAUAUUGGAAUGGAGCUCAUUACCGACCCGGCCAUUUUGUUCUUAGACGAGCCAACCACUGGUCUUGAUGCCAGCACUGCCAAUGCCGUUUUGCUGCUCUUGAAAAGGAUGUCCAAGCAAGGAAAAACCAUUAUUUUUUCCAUCCAUCAACCACGCUACUCCAUCUUCAGACUGUUUGAUAAGUUGACCUUGUUGGCUGCGGGAAGACUUUUGUAUCAUGGACCUGCUCAAAAUGCCUUAGAAUACUUCAAGACCAUCGGUUAUGAGUGUGAACCAUACAAUAACCCUGCUGACUUUUUCCUGGAUAUCAUUAAUGGAGACUCGACAGCUGUGGCUUCUCAUAAUGAAACCGACAAAGAUGGUACUCAAGAUCAGACACUGGCUGAGAAAUUGGUAGAGAAGUAUUCCAGUUCUUCUUACAAUCAAGAAACCAAAACAGAAUUGGAAAAGCUGUCUGCAAAGGGUGAAACCAAAAAGACCACUUUCCAAAAAGUCACCUAUUCCACUUCCUUCUUUCACCAGAUGAAGUGGGUCUCCAAACGGAUGUUCAAAAAUUUAAUAGGUAAUCCUCAAGCCUCCAUAGCACAGUUAUUGGUUACAAUUUUCCUGGGAUUAGUCGUGGGUGCCAUAUUCUUUGGUGUAACAAAUGAUGGCAAAGGUUUGCAAAAUAGAAUUGGUGCCAUGUUCUUUAUGACUACUAAUCAGUGUUUCAGCAGCAUUUCAGCAAUUGAACUCUUUGUGGUAGAGAAGAAAAUAUUUAUACAUGAAUAUAUCAGUGGAUACUAUCGAAUUUCUGCAUACUUCUUCUCUAAACUAAUGGCUGAUUUAAUACCCAUGAGGACUUUGCCCAGCAUAAUUUUCACCUGCAUAGUUUAUUUCAUGUUAGGCCUGAAACCCACCGUAGAGGCUUUCUUUAUAAUGAUGUUCACUUUGAUGAUGGUGUCAUACACUGCAACCUCUAUGGCACUUGCUAUUGCUACAGGACACGAUGUGAUGGCUGUCGCCAAUCUUCUGAUGACAAUCAGCUUUGUUUUUAUGAUCAUUUUCUCCGGGUUGUUGGUAAAUCUCACCAGUAUUCUGUCGUGGCUUUCUUGGCUCCAGUACUUCAGCAUCCCUCGAUAUGGCAUGACAGCAUUGCAGAUUAAUGAAUUUGUGGGUCUUGACUUCUGCAAUUUCCAUACCAUUGAAAACGGGAGCUCCAAUUGCACAGAAGUUAGCACAAUUCAGAUGUGCACUGGAGAACAAUAUCUGGAAAGCCAAGGGAUCGAUGCAACUAGUUGGGGGUUAUGGCAGAACCAUGUGGCACUGGCUUGCAUGACCAUCAUUUUCCUUAUUAUUUCUUACUUGAAGCUACAUUUCAUGAAAAAGUUCUCUUAAGUCCAUGAAGUUGUCAAGGGUCCAAUACAGUUAGUCCAAUCCAGAAUCAUGUAAAGAGGAGAAUGAGAAAAGAAGACUAUUUCUCUCAUAACUGUAUUCUUUUGAACUCACAAACAAGAAAAACCUCAGCCUUCAGCCAAGAUGUUUGCCUUUAUAAUACCCGCAGCAGAGGUGGGUUUCAGCAGGUUCUGACCAGUUCUGGAGAACCGGUAGUAAAAAUUCUGACUGGCCCCGCCCCCAUCUAUUGUCUGCCUAUCAACUCCCAGUUGAUCAGGAGGAAAUGGGGAUUUUGCAGUAACCUUCCCCUGGAUUGGGGAGGGAAUGGAGAUUUUGCAGUAUCCUUUCCCUGCCAUGCCCACCAAGCCACGCCACACCCACUAAGCCACACCCACAGAACCGGUAGUAAAAAAAAUUGAAACCCACCACUGACCCGCAGAUAUUAUUUGGUUCCGUGUCAAAAAGUCUGAAAAUCAAAUGUCAGUUAUUUCCUGCUUACAAGUCUGGAGACUUCCUUUAAUAUCGGUGGCAUUUAUUUUAUUUAUAUUUUAUUUGUUUCUGCAUACUCCUGACAUAGCCCAUGCUGAUUCACAACAUUAAAUGAUAAUAAAAUUAUAUUCAAAUGAAUGGAUCCAUCAAUAAAUAGCAAUAAAAUCAAUCAUGUCACAAAUAAAAUUAAUCCUUGAUUCGAACAUAAAUAAUUCCUAGAAGGGAAAUGCUACCAUUUAAAAAUAGGUUUUCAGGUUAUUUUUCAAAUAAUCAAAUAUAUACCUUGGUACUCCUUGUUAAUUGGUUUCAGGAGGCAUGAUGGGUACCAAAAAUAAUGAGUACCAAAGAAAUUUUUCCCAGUAAGGCAGCUGACAGCAACAACUUCUAGCUUGUGUGUUGAGUACCAAACAAAUGAUGAGUACCAGAACAAAAUGUUCAUGUCAAAAUGCAUUGAGUACCAAAUUCUAUGAGUUUCAAAGCAGUUGAGUAACAAGGUACCACUGUGUGUGUUUAAUUCUUUUCCAGAUACUAAAUGGUUCUGAAAUGCUUAAUUCCAGAUUAAUCAUAUUUCUCAACAAACAGGAUAGUAAGCGAUUCAUGGUCUGAAGUAUAAUCAUGAAGUGUAACCAAGCCAUUGGAGAUAAACCAGGACUAGUGACGAUACCACAAGAAAUACUAAAACUCUACUUUAUUGAUAGUGUUUAUUAUUGCUUAUUUUUAUUUAUCAAAUUUUGGAAUUGCCCAUCUCCCUCAUUGACUUUGGGCAAUGUACAGAUAAGAUGUAGCUUGAUUUAGACUAUAACAAUCCCGAAAGCUUGAACAGCAGUUCUUUGUUCUCUCUUACAUCAGAGAGACUCUAGGCAAGGCAAUCUUGAGUAUCUUUUGUACACCUUCCUGUUUUCCUGCAUUCAUGUUUUCCUAAUGACUGCCAUAUAUUUUCUUCAGUGCUAACUCCAUACUGCUCUACAAUUGCACAAAAGGUUGCUUAAAUAACCUGUCCAAUUCAAACCAUACCAAUCCAAUUCUUUAUUACAGAUCAGUGAUCCAGAUCAAGUAAGUCUUAGUCAGGGGUGUGAUUCAACCGGUUCGGACAAGUUUGGGCAAACCAGAUGCUAAUUUUAUAUCUGGUUUGCCGAACUGGUAGUUGCAAGGACUGGCUGGCCCUGCCUGCCCCUCCCCUCCCAGGAGUCUCCAUGUGGUCCGUUUUGGAUGCGAGGUAGGUGCAGGGCCUGUGCAGAGGCUCUGGGAGGGUGAAAAAUGGGCCUCUCUGAAGUUCCGGAAGUCUGGAAAUGGGCCCAUUUCCGGCCUCCAGAGGGCCACCGGAGCCCAGGGGAGGCUGUUUACGCCCUCCCGGAGGCGCAACAAAAGCCUUUGGAGCCUGGGAAGGGUGAAAAGACCCCCCCCCGCCAUGGUGCAGGAGGCUGAGUAGGCCACACCCCCAUGGCCACACCCACCCAGCAACUGGGCAGAGAACCGGUUGCUAAAAUUUUUCAAUCCCACUCCUGGUUUUAGUAAAUAAAACCUAGAGGAUACAAUCCACAAAGUAGAACAUAUAAAAUAAAAUAAGGCAUAAAAGGUAACAAAAAUUGCAAACACGCUAAACACUAUUUUUUCUGUCAAAUUUUGCUACAAAUUUUAUUAGUUGCCACACAAGAAUGGAAACAUGACAUUUUUGUUUGUUAUUUACAGGCUGCAAAACAUUUUCAAUCCAUUGUUAUGGAUUGUACUUUGUGUGCAAUGCAUAGAAUGAGAAUUAUCCCUCUACACACUGAAAACCUGUGAAUAUAUGGGAAAACCUUGAUAUAAAAAUGUGCAUAGUAUGUUGGGAUAAUAGGUGGUUUCCAAUUCAAAUGAUGUAUUAUCUAUAGGCACAGCAUACACGUUUUAUUCCAGUGCACUGUUGCAUUUAAGCUUACUUCAUGGAGUAUUUUUUUCUCAUGACCUUUUUGGAAGCCAGAGAUUGAAUUACCAGACCUUAAAUUUAAAACAGUGAUAGUUGGGACCUCCUAUGAAUAGAAAAGCACUGCAUUUUAACCUUUUGGUAACAAAAAGUUAAGGAAUCCCUGCUUUAUAUCAAAACAUAUUAAGGGUGUCCAACACCGAUGUCAAUAUAAGGCACAAAUGGUUGAUCGAAGCUGUCCCCCUUUUUAACAUAUACGAUGCAUUUUUUUUUCUUUUGUUCGAACUUGUCCAGUUCUCAGAGACUGCCUAGAGAAGUCAACAGUUUUCUUGACAAGAUUUCUUCAGAAGUGAUUUGCUAUUGUCUUCUUCCCAGGGCUGAGAGAAAGUGACUGGCCCAAGGUCACCCAGCUGGCUUGAUAUCCAGCAUGAGACUAGAACUCAGAUUUCUAACAUGAUGCCUUAACUACUACUCCAAACUGGGUCUUGUGAUCCAUAUAAUAAAUCACUUUCUGACAUUAUUGACAGCCCUGACAUAUGCCCCUGCCUCACAUCAACAUUGAUAUAAAGUGAUAAUUAAAAAUGACUUCAUAGAUAGGUAAAGAUAAAUGUUAAAAAUGAACAUUGCUUUAAGACUGAGAUAUAUACAGAUUCCUUUGUUACUACCUUUAAUGGAUUUUUAGCAUUUGGGAAGGACAAACCUAAUUGUGCCAUUGAUGAGUUUUACAUGAUAAUGGAAAUUUUAACUUCCUCAAUCUUCGGUUUUAUCACUAAGUAUAUGUUUUCCCUUCUAUUUUCUUUGUGGAAUUUAAAACCGAGGAAAUGAAAACUAUAUGACUAUGUUAACUUUUUAAUACUUUGGCAGUAUCUUGGUUCUUUCUUCUGGCCAAAAUUCAGUUGUAUUUCCAAUACUAAAGGCUACUAGGCAUAUAAAGAAGUAUGAUGUUGAUUCUUUGUUCGUGAAUUUUAUACCUUUGGUCUAAUUCUAUUUUACAAAGCUCACAUAUCUAUGUACAUAUAAAAGUUCAUGGAUUAAUAACACUGCACUUUAGUUCAAUUUAUUGCCAACAAAACUUUUCAACCAUCUGGAGUUUAUUAUUGCAAAAAGCAUUUGGAUUGCCUAAGCUACAGAAAGGCGAUUUGAUUAAAGCUUCUUUUGAUUUCA